Cervus elaphus (red deer) is the source of this 4646-nucleotide messenger RNA. It is a transcript of the gene ZBTB14, whose product is annotated as zinc finger and BTB domain containing 14. Gene Ontology annotation, cellular component: nucleus. The transcript has 3 exons. NCBI's taxonomy places the organism in Eukaryota, Metazoa, Chordata, Mammalia, Artiodactyla, Cervidae. The coding region runs from base 1180 to 2529 and encodes 449 amino acids. Gene Ontology annotation, biological process: regulation of transcription by RNA polymerase II. The record is from RefSeq and is a predicted model, not a curated record. Gene Ontology annotation, molecular function: DNA-binding transcription factor activity, RNA polymerase II-specific; RNA polymerase II cis-regulatory region sequence-specific DNA binding; protein binding.
CCUUAGCGGGGCCCCACGCGCCGGCGCUUUGGAGAAACGACAUGCAGGGGCAGCUUCGUCCAGGAGGUGUGGUUGGGACGGCAUCUUGCCCUCCACCUGUAGGGAUACUGGCAACGGGGAUCUUCCCUUUUGACUCACCUGAACUUAGCAAUGGGAACAUCUCAACAGAGGGGGGAAAAUGGAGAUCUGGAGAGAGAGUGGGGCCAAAUAACACAUAGGCUUAAAAAAAAAAAAAUCCAAGUAUGUUGCCAUGGGUACUGUACGCCUCUCCUGUGCCAAGUCCAUGCACCUUUAUCCCACAAGCUCCAGAGAGACGGCUACAGGCUGGGGUGCACCCGUAGAAAUUAUUCUGUCCAGUCCUCGCACUUGGCAAAUAAGAAAACAGCCUGCCACUUUAGGCAGCUUAAUGAUGUUUUUGCUUUUCUGUAAACGGUUUUCAGGACUCUGGUUCUGCCACACUCAAGUUUGUGUGAUCACGGUUCGGUAGAGAAGGCUUGAUGUUUUUCAGGAUGUUGGUCUGCAAAAUGGAGUUUAAACUGGAAAUAAUCUAGAAUCCUUUGAGCUUCCCUGUAGGGAUAGAGGCAGACACACCUGGAGUUCUCUAAUGCAAGCUCAAGACCAGUGAUUUAAGUAACUGUACUACAUCAUACAGAAGAGUGGAUAGAAGUAAACAGCUACUGUUCUCUCUCCCCCACUGUUAACUGUUGAGUAUAUGUACUUUUCUUAACUUUGUCUAUAUAUGUCGAUGUAAAAAAUAUAUAGUCUAUGUUUAUAUAAGCCAAGCAGAAAAAAAUGUGGAAGGCUGUGAAUCCAGCAGGAAAUGGUAGGGGCAACGAGGUACUUACCAGCUUUUACUCUAUCUGUGCAGCAAUCAAAAUCCUUGCAAAUACAGACGGAGGCUUUGUUGGGGGAAUCCCUUAGUGGUUCCCCAGCCCCUCCUUCCCAUUCCCGUCUCACACCCCCUCCAGGCUGCUAGUGCUCCAGCCCUUACCUUUUCUCCUUCAUAUCUGUUCAGAGCUGAACCCGACGCUGCCAGCCACCCUCCUCUUUGUUCCCAACCUGAAAAUGGGUACAGGUGCCAGUGACAGGACAAAAAAGGACUGGUGUGCCCCUGAUCAGAGUUAUUCUGAUCCGAAGAUUUUGGUGUUUAAAGCAUUAAGAUAAUAGCCUGAGUUGUUCAUGGAGUUUUUCAUCAGUAUGUCUGAAACCAUUAAAUAUAAUGACGAUGAUCAUAAAACUCUGUUUCUGAAAACACUCAACGAGCAACGCUUGGAAGGAGAAUUUUGCGACAUCGCGAUUGUGGUUGAGGAUGUGAAGUUCAGAGCGCACAGGUGUGUCCUCGCUGCCUGCAGCACCUACUUUAAAAAGCUUUUCAAGAAACUUGAGGUAGAUAGUUCCUCAGUAAUAGAAAUAGAUUUCCUCCGUUCUGAUAUAUUUGAAGAGGUCCUGAAUUACAUGUACACGGCAAAGAUCUCCGUGAAAAAAGAAGAUGUUAACUUAAUGAUGUCAUCCGGUCAGAUUCUCGGCAUCCGAUUCCUGGAUAAACUCUGCUCUCAGAAGCGGGACGUGUCCAGCCCGGACGAAAACAACGGUCAGUCGAAAAGCAAGUACUGCCUGAAGAUCAACCGCCCCAUUGGGGAUGCUGCCGACCCCCAGGAUGACGACGUGGAGGAAAUCGGAGACCAGGACGACAGCCCCUCGGAUGACACGGUAGAAGGCACCCCCCCGAGUCAGGAGGACGGCAAAUCGCCCACCACGACGCUCAGGGUGCAGGAGGCCAUCCUGAAAGAGCUGGGCAGCGAGGAGGUGCGGAAGGUCAAUUGCUACGGCCAGGAGGUGGAGUCCAUGGAGACCCCCGAGUCCAAGGACCUGGGGUCCCAGACCCCUCAGGCCUUAACCUUUAACGACGGGAUGAGCGAAGUGAAGGAUGAGCAGACCCCGGGCUGGACCACGGCGGCCAGCGACAUGAAGUUCGAGUACCUGUUGUACGGGCACCAUCGGGAGCAGAUCGCCUGCCAGGCGUGCGGGAAGACGUUUUCGGACGAGGGUCGGCUGAGGAAGCACGAGAAGCUGCACACGGCCGACCGGCCCUUCGUGUGCGAGAUGUGCACCAAGGGCUUCACCACGCAGGCGCAUCUGAAGGAGCACCUGAAGAUCCACACGGGCUACAAGCCCUACAGCUGCGAGGUGUGCGGCAAGUCGUUCAUCCGCGCCCCGGACUUGAAGAAGCAUGAGCGGGUGCACAGCAACGAGCGGCCCUUCGCCUGCCACAUGUGCGACAAGGCCUUCAAGCACAAGUCCCACCUCAAGGACCACGAGCGCCGUCACCGCGGCGAGAAGCCCUUCGUGUGCGGCUCCUGCACCAAGGCCUUCGCCAAGGCGUCCGACCUGAAGCGGCACGAGAACAACAUGCACAGCGAACGCAAGCAGGUCACCCCCAGCGCCAUGCAGAGCGAGACGGAGCAGCUGCAGGCGGCGGCCAUGGCCGCGGAGGCCGAGCAGCAGCUGGAGACCAUCGCCUGCAGCUAGAGGCGGGGGGCCGGGAUGCUCAGCACCCUUUAUCCGCAUCCCGCAUCCCGACCCAUGAACGCCAGCCUCCCCGUUUCGGUGAAAACUUACCGAGAACUUGUACUCGCUGGACAUAAGGCAGUGCUUGGUUGGGUGUUCUGAAAACUUUGCAAGGAAAUAACCGUUCCUUGGUUCUGACCAAACUGUUUCACUGUCCCGUCUGGUGUCUUGUAUUAAUGUUGCCAGUGAGCACCCGGCCCCCGCCGCGCCCCCCCUCCCCUUUUUUUUUAUGAUUUCUGAUUUUAAUUUGAGAACUCCUGGGCCCAGUUCAGAAGUGAGAGACUUUGUCCCUUUUUAAAAGUCCCCCUCUCCGCCUGCUGCGCCAGGGAGUGCACCGCACAGAGUGAUAAUUGAGUGGAUUGAUUUCCUGACCAUCACCAUUCUGUGUGACUUACGGGUCACGGCGACAUUUUUAAGAACUUUAGUAAAAGUACUUCGUGUAGACGCAGGAAAUACGGGUGGGUGGUUGACCAAGAACCCUGCGUGCACAGAUAGGAAAACAAGUUCUGGAAAUGCAAAAUGGUGUCAGAUUUAUAUAUUUGGUUUGUUAAUUUUCUAUCACUGUUUUUCAUGGUUUUUGUGGACAAAUAAUGGUUGCUUUGCUGAAGUGUUUCUUCAUCCUUUUUGAUUGCCUGUACCCGCCCCUGAAGAUGUCACAUGACCAGAAGGCAUGUGGGUGGUUUGAGGGCUGAGUUUUUUUUACUCUCAUUUGGGGUAUUGCUACUCUGCAGCUGAUGGGGUUUGUGGGCUGGAUGAGUGGUGACGGGAUUAGAAAAGGGAGUGUAGGAAACUGGCUCUCAGAGACAAGGUUUGUACAUUUGCAACAAGUCCAAGAUUUCCUAGAUCAAAAUAAUUCCUGAUUUUGAAAUUGGGUUUUUGUUUAGGAUCAAAAUUAGGGCAAGAACAGGUAUACUUCUUUGGAUACGUUUGUGUAACUUACAGAGUGUCAUCAAGCUUUUGGGCUCUCGGUAGCACGUGAUUAUCCAUAAAGAAGAUGCAGUGUCCUUCCUGAAAUCAUUAUGUUUAAAAUCUUUUACAUAUGUAAAUAGUACAGAAGCAUUGGUCUUACAUAUCUCAAGUACAAAUAGACAGCUGCACUUUUUUUGCACAUUGGGUUAACGAUAUCUCCCAUCAGCAACAAACAUCAGUCUGUUUUCAACCAGUAUUAAAGAUUGUCAGACCAAAUGUUUAUGUUCUUGAAGUAUAUUUCAUCACGGGUUACAGUUUUAAGUGGAAGAUGAUUGCCUUCUCAUAGCCGUAAACUGAAUUAUGAGUGCUGUUCCAAUUCUGGUGUACGAAAUUUCUUUUUAAACAUUUCUUUAGGAAUACAUUGAAAUACCAACAAUAGUUUGAAUUAUGUUCUGUAAUAAUUAGUUCUUUUAGAAUGUACCAUUUUCAAAAGUCGAUUUUUAAAAUUUAUUUUUGGUUGCUAGGAUUUUUUUUUUCUUAAGAUACAUUAAAGUAAUUUCAUUUUCUAGCUCGUUGCAUUAACACCUGUAAUUAUUAUUAUUGUGAGAGAAAGUUUAUUUUUUGUAUAUGUUAUGCCCAUAAUUGUAGGAUGAAGAUGUUACCUUUUUAAGAAUCUUAUUUAUUGGUAAAUGUUUUAGUUUAAAACUAAUUUAAUUUCUUUUCUUAAAUGUUGUUUAUUUUCUCCUGAAAGCAGUCCUGUCGCUGUGUUUAUAUGCUCUUCAUAGAAGGGGAACUGAUUGCCGUUCGUAGACUGUUUUAACCAAAGCAAAGGAAAAGUAAUUUAACAUCUUGUGGAUGGCUACUUCAGCAAAUCAUACCUGGGGCCUUCGUUUUUGUAUAUAAAAGAAAAUAUACUUCUGUCAUUCCUGUUUUCGUUUUUUCCUAGCAGCCUGUCACACACCCAGGUUUCUACCCAAGUGCAUUUUCUAUACUAUCUUCAUCUUGGUUAUACAGAGUUGCAAGUUCCCCAUGUGGCAUUAACCUUCACUGAAACCACAUAAUCACAAUGGUAUCCCCAAGAGAAAGGUUUUUCAGCACUUUAUUUGCAUCGUGUAAAUAUGUGUCAUUGGUCCUAUUUUGCAUGAGAAAUAUAAUUGUGUUGUAAUUUC